This is a messenger RNA of Papaver somniferum (opium poppy), 1888 nucleotides long. RefSeq lists its product as uncharacterized. Bases 66 to 1520 code for a protein of 484 amino acids. Lineage: Eukaryota; Viridiplantae; Streptophyta; Magnoliopsida; Ranunculales; Papaveraceae. The transcript has 3 exons. Gene Ontology annotation, molecular function: acetylglucosaminyltransferase activity. The record is from RefSeq and is a predicted model, not a curated record.
ACGUAGCCAUUUGGCCGGAAAUAGUCAUCCCGCCGGCAUAACCAGGGUAAGUAACUAAGUUGAAAAUGGUUGUUUGUCGGUUAAUCAGUUGUUCCAAAACCCAAACUUUAGCUCCCUUGAAAACCAUCUUUUUAGCCUUAUCCUGUCUUAGUUUAGUCUAUCUUGUUGUAUCAGUAUUAGUAACUCAAGCACCUAUAUUCGAUAACAUACGGUUAAGAAAAUCAGACUACGCUGAAAUUUCUUCCGAAACAACAAUAAAUCAUGUGGUAUUUGGAAUUACUUCAGCUUCCAAUUCAUGGGAAAACCGGAAGGAAUACGUCCGUUUAUGGUGGAAACCAGAACAAAUGAGAGGCUGUGAAUUUCUCGAUACAAUGCCGCUACAGCAGAAUGCUGCUAAUUCUAAUCUCCCUCCUGUAUGUGUGUCGGAAGACACUUCACGGUUCCGGUACAGUUUUAGAGGAGGUGAUCGGUCUGCAAUACGCGUAGCACGAGUUUUGCUAGAAACUGUGAAUUUAAACCAUUCAAAUGUGCGGUGGUUUUUUCUCGGUGACGAUGAUACCGUGUUCUUUACAGAAAGUUUAGUGAAAACACUGUCAAAGUAUGAUCACAAGCUGUGGUAUUAUAUCGGGUCUAUUUCGGAGACGUAUGUACAGAAUGACAAUGACUUAUCUUCAUUUGAAAUGGCUUAUGGUGGAGGUGGUUUUGCUGUAAGUUACUCUCUUGCAAAAGUUUUAGCUAUGGUUUUGGAUUCGUGCCUGGAUCGCUAUCCUCAUCUUUAUGGAAGUGAUGCUAGGAUUUACUCUUGUCUAGCCGAGCUCGGCGUUGCCCUGACUCAUGAAGUUGGAUUUCAUCAGGUUGAUCUCCGGGGUAAUCUGUUCGGGUUACUGGCCUCGCAUCCUUUAGCGCCUUUGAUAUCUCUUCAUCACUUGGAUAAAGCUGACCCUAUAUUUCCCAACAAGACAAGGCAUCAAGCGGUGGCACAUUUACUAAAAGCUGCAACACUAGACCCUCAUAGAGUAGUGCAACAAACAAUUUGCUAUGACAACAUGUUUUCGAGAACCAUAUCGAUUUCUUGGGGUCAUGCUGUUCAGAUAUUUGAAGGUAAUCUUCUUGUUCGGGAUCUUCUUCAAGUUAGGAAUACGUUCAAGCUACGGAGGAAAGAAAACAUAUCGAACACGGAUUUGUACAUGUUUAAUACUCGACAAGUUGAUAGUGAUCUAUGCAAAAGACCCACAAUUUUCUUUCUGGAAAGUUUAUCGACAAAUCCCAGUACAAACGAUCCUGUCAUUAAGAGCAUUUACAAGAACAAUGGUGUUGGGAGCUGCUUGGAAAAGAAGGAUCUGACAAACAAACUGCAAGAAAUCCGAGUGUUGGCACAUAAGCUAGACCUCCAUAUUAAACAGCUGGAAGCACGGAGACGGCAAUGCUGUGAUGUCUUACCUUCUUCGUCAGAUGACAAAGUUCUCAAUAUUGUUAUUAGAGAAUGUGGAGAAGAAGAAAUAGCUUACAUGCACCCAUAAAACUCUCAAAAAAUUACAUGCUGACAGAAGUAGCCGUGGCCACACUACAAGAUAUCAUAACCAUGAUAUUUCUGAAAACGAUGAUCUCUGUAGGUUUUCCAAGAUAGCCUGAGAUACUCAGUUGAGUCCAAUUGUCUCUUCUAGACUUUUAGUACUAAAAAUUUCAUAUGCUUUGUUAUGAUCCUGAAAUAUCCACUACUUGACCACUGCAACCCUCAGCGUAAUAUGCAUGGCUAGCCAUCCACUUCCGAAAAUUGGAAGGGAAAUUUAGGAAUAUGUCCCGAUUCACUAAUUAUAAUAAUCCUGAUUGUCCCGGAUUCACUGAUUGUCAUCUGAUUGCAAGGUCUCAUUUAAGGAGGGUGGGAUAA